Messenger RNA from Micropterus salmoides (largemouth bass), 657 nucleotides. RefSeq names its product cytochrome c oxidase subunit 5A, mitochondrial-like. The record is from RefSeq and is a predicted model, not a curated record. Lineage: Eukaryota; Metazoa; Chordata; Actinopteri; Centrarchiformes; Centrarchidae. Gene Ontology annotation, biological process: mitochondrial electron transport, cytochrome c to oxygen. Gene Ontology annotation, cellular component: mitochondrial inner membrane.
GGAUGAACACAUUGAUUGGUUACGAUCUGGUACCUGAGCCAAAGAUUCUUGAGGCAGCACUGAGAGCCUGUCGGAGGUUAAACGACUUGGCGAGCGCAAUCAGAAUUCUGGAAGCUGUGAAGGACAAAGCCGGCCCACAUAAAGAGAUCUACCCGUACCUGAUCCAAGAGCUGAAGCCAACAUUACAGGAGCUUGGCAUCUCUACACCUGAAGAGCUUGGCAUUGACAAAGUGUAGAUGGGAAGAUCUAAAGAUGAUGGAACGCAGUACCCUUGUACUUAAAUGUUUGCUUCAUACGUGUGAUAUUUAAUUUGGCCUUUAUUAAGUUCUAUUGCUUGUAAAAUAUUGAUGAACCUAAUAAAGGAAACUAUCUUUAUUGAGUGUCACAAGUAUGUUUUGGGAAAUUUUAAAUUUGUUUGAGUACUUAUUGAAGCAGUACAUUCAUUUUAAUUUGCUUUAAAGGAGAGCAGGGCGUCGCUUUGUUCGUGUUGUCUGUGUGUGUCUGAACUUUCUUGUGAGAGUCAGAUUUUGCCACAAGGGAGCAGCGAUUUCACAUGUAUGGAAAAAAAUCAUUCUACUGUAUUCAAGCUAUAUCACAUCUGUUUUCAUUUCAGGGAAAAUGUAUAUGCUGGUAAAAUAAACUUGUUCAAAUGGCAAA